AUUUUACUCAUCUUUAAAACACUCACUAGUCUUUUAUUUCUGGAUACAAAAAUGUUGUCUCCAAACUACUUAAGACUUAUUUCAGUUAUCGGAAUUCUUUUCGGUAUCUUGAUGCGCUCCAUUGUGGCACAGAAUUGUGGUUGUGCAAGAGGAUUAUGUUGCAGCCAGUGGGGGUAUUGUGGUACUAGUGGUGAAUACUGCGGUAAGGGGUGCCAAUCGGGUCCAUGUACUUCAUCUCCAAAUAAUGGUGCCUCUAUUGACAGGAUUGUAACACCAGCAUUCUUUAAUAGGAUAGUUGGUCAAGCUGCUGGUUAUCGAUGUGACGGAAAGAAUUUCUAUACACGUAGUGCUUUUCUUGAAGCCGCUAAAUCUUAUCCUCGCUUUGGUAAAACUGGGAGUUUUGAUGAUUCUAAACGUGAAAUCGCUGCAUUCUUUGCUCAUGUUACGCAUGAAACCGGAUUUUUCUGUCACAAAGAAGAAACCAAUGGAGCAAGCAGAGACUAUUGUGACCAUGGAAACAGACAAUAUCCAUGUGUUCCUGGAAAAAAAUACCAUGGGCGAGGACCCAUACAACUAUCCUGGAAUUACAACUAUGGCCCAGCCGGUAGAAGCAUCGGAUUUGAUGGUUUAAAUGCUCCAGAAACGGUGUCUAAUAAUGCAGUCAUCUCCUUUAAGGCAGCAUUUUGGUUUUGGAUGGAAAAUGUCCACUCGGUCAUAACUUCAAAUGAAGGUUUUGGUCCGACAAUUCGUAGAAUCAACAGCGGCGAGUGUAACGGAGGAAACUCGGGAGCAGUUCAAGCUAGAGUUAAGUACUUCAGGGAUUACUGUAAUCAACUUGGUGUGUCACCAGGAAAUAACCUUUAUUGCUAGAAACUUAUGAUGUAAUAUUUUCUAAGUAUCUAUGUAAUCGCUAGCUCGAUAUAUUAACAAGAGAUAAAUAAAGAGCUUCUGGAUCAAUAUAAAUCGUGCAAAUAA
Messenger RNA from Papaver somniferum (opium poppy), 975 nucleotides. Its product is annotated as endochitinase EP3-like. The coding region runs from base 52 to 870 and encodes 272 amino acids. Gene Ontology annotation, biological process: cell wall macromolecule catabolic process; carbohydrate metabolic process; chitin catabolic process. NCBI's taxonomy places the organism in Eukaryota, Viridiplantae, Streptophyta, Magnoliopsida, Ranunculales, Papaveraceae. The transcript is spliced from 2 exons. Gene Ontology annotation, molecular function: chitin binding; chitinase activity. The record is from RefSeq and is a predicted model, not a curated record.